Messenger RNA from Gordionus sp. m RMFG-2023, 2077 nucleotides. Its product is annotated as UDP-N-acetylhexosamine pyrophosphorylase-like. The record is from RefSeq and is a predicted model, not a curated record. Gene Ontology annotation, biological process: UDP-N-acetylglucosamine biosynthetic process. Lineage: Eukaryota; Metazoa; Nematomorpha; Gordioida; Chordodea; Parachordodidae. The transcript is spliced from 10 exons. Gene Ontology annotation, molecular function: UDP-N-acetylglucosamine diphosphorylase activity. Bases 16 to 1668 code for a protein of 550 amino acids.
UAAUUAUUACAUAUUAUGAAAGAUAUAGAAAUAAAUAAUCUUCAGCAGCAUUUGGAGAAAUUUAAUCAAUCUCAAGUACUGAGAUAUUGGAAUUCUUUAACCCAUAUUGAAAAAAAUGAGUUAUACGAAGAUCUGAAUCAAAUUAAAUAUGAAAAUAUAGAAAAAAUAUUUAAUGAUGCUAUCAAUGAUUUGGAAGUCUCAAAAAAAUUAUUAGAUCCUUAUAUUGAACCUGUUUUUGAAGAAGAUCUAGGAAUUUUUAAAUAUACAAGUAAAGCGUUGUUAAAAGAAUAUGAAGCAUUAGGGUUACAAAUGAUUAGGCAAAGAAAAGUUGCUGUUAUAUUAAUGGCAGGUGGAGUUGGUACUAGAUUAGGAGUAAAUUACCCAAAAGGAAUGUAUGAUGUUGGGUUGCUAUCAAAUAAAUCAUUAUACCAGUUACAAGCAGAGAGAAUAUUAAAACUAAAUCAAUUAUGUCAUAUGAUAAAUAUAGAUGAAAACCCACUCUACACAUUUCCAGGAUAUAUAAAUUGGUGUAUUAUGGCAAGUGAUAAUACAAUUGAUCAAACCAAAGCAUAUUUUGAAUCUCAUCGUUAUUUUGGGCUCGAUCCUAAGUCUAUUAUAUUUUUUAAACAACAUUCCAUACCUUGCUUGGACAUGACUGGAAAGAUCAUAAUGGAAUCACCAAGCAAAAUAUCUUUAUCACCAGAGGGGAAUGGUGGAAUUUACAAGGCCUUGCUGACAUCUGAAGUUUUAAAUACUCUCCUUGAAAAGGGUGUUGAAUACAUUCAUGUGUAUGGAGUAGAUAACAUACUUGUCAAAGUGGCUGAUCCUAUAUUCAUUGGAUUCUGUGUAAAGAAGCAAGCUGAUUGUGGAGUCAAAGUGAUCGAAAAGGUUGAGCCAAGUGAGGCUGUAGGCGUGGUGUGCAGAGUUCAAGGUAAGUAUCAAGUCGUCGAAUAUUCCGAAAUAUCGAUGAAUACGUCCCACAAAACCAACCCCGAAGGCCAUUUGUUAUUCAAUUGCGGCAACAUAGUCAAUCACCUUUUCACAAUCGAUUUUUUGAGGAAAGCUUGCCAAGAACACGAAACCUUAAAAUAUCACGUGGCGAAAAAGAAAAUACCUUACGCGAAUGAAGAAGGCGUGACAAUCAAACCUGAUCAACCUAACGGAAUCAAAAUGGAAAAAUUUAUUUUCGACGUUUUCCCGAUUUCUAAAAAGUUUGUCGUUUGGUCAGUCGAAAGGGAUCAAGAAUUUUCUCCGCUCAAAAAUUCGGACGUAGGCAGUAGCGAUUCUAACCCUUCUACCUGCAGGAAAGAUCUUUACGCUUUGCACAAAAAGUAUGUGAUUGAAGCCGGUGGAACAUUCGUCGAUGAAAACGGGACCAAAAAAUAUGAUAACUCGAAUGGCGCUUGUGAAAAAAAUGGCGAUGCUAAUUAUAACCCCAAAUCCAAAGCUGAAUUUGCUUGUGAAAUAUCACCCAUCGUUUCCUACGCUGGAGAAGAUUUAGAAGAUUACGUUAAGGGUAAAACUUUCCGAUAUCCUUUCCUUUUGAAUUAUGAGCUUGAACGCAACAACCCUUCCAUCUUGAAUAUCGUGAAAGGCGAGCCUGGAGACAAUGAAAAUAACAAUCAUUCCAAUAUAACUAACAAUGAUAAUAGCCAAGAUAACUUUUAAAACAAAACCCACGAUAAUGAUUCCUUGUUUACUUUAAAUGAUUCAUAAAUAAAAUGUUUUGACCAAAUAAUUUAAACAAAAAAAUGAUUUCAAAAAUUAAAUAAUUUAUUGUUUUCUUAGUAAACUUUCACAGUAUUAUGAUUUAUAUGACAUUUAAUCAUAAUUUAUUUAUAAAAAAAAUUUAUUAAUGCGUUGGUAAUAUACCAAUAAGCAUUCUUAUUUAUAUUUAUCAAGAUUUUUUUUGUGAUAUUUAAUCAAUUAUACUAUAUAUAUGGGUAAUGUUUUUUCUUAUUAACAUCAUGUUUGAUAAUAAAAUUUAUUUUUUAUACUAUUUUAUAAAACAUUUAAAAAAUAUAAAUUGAUUUACAUUAAAAAGAAUAAAGAAAUAAAAUGCAGCAACGUGUUACUA